CAAAGAGUGUGUUUUUGUUAAUCAGAGUGACUCAAUUCUUUCUAGUACUAAUCCAUUUAUCAGGCAUAAGAAUCUUAAAAGGCAGCAAAUAGCAAAAAAGGCAAAGCGAACAGGGAUAAUCGAUAGAGAGACUUGAAGUCGAAAAAGUGUCUGCCUCACUGAUGGGUAAUCUGGUUGAAUGGGUAAAUCUUCCUCUAGAACUAUGGUUAGUUAUAGCAAAAAAUAUGAAUACUACAAUUGAUGUUAUUCGAUUUCGUAGUAUUUGUAAUUUAUUGCGCUCUAUUAUCCCCCCUCCUCUUCAAUCUCCCUCUUACAGACUUCGCACUCUAGAUGACAAAUUUUGGCAACUCGUCCAAACUAAAGUAUACCGUCUAGAACCAUUAAUACCAACUUGUUCUUCUAAUUCUUUUUCUAAUAUAGGGUGGAUCAUAAAGGUUGAAGAAUCAAAAUCUGGAAAAUUUCGUCACUUAGAUGUCUUGACUAACACAUCCAUAACACACACAUACCCAUUCAACGUGUUAGAUUUCAUGAACUUGCGAGUAAGAGAAUUGUUUCAAGCAUAUAAUUUUUAUUCUUCUAAAUAUGUAUGUCAUUGGACUACAUUUCAGCCUGGUAAUGAUGUUAAUAAAGUUGUUUUGUUUCCCGUUGAGGGUCGUGGUCAAAUGGCAUUUGUCCUUAAUAAAGACAAAAAAUUGCGUGUUUGCAAUGUUGGAUAUAACAAUUUGAUAAUAGUAGGGGAUGGUAAUAGAGUAUAUGAUGAUUUAAUCCUCUAUAUGGGGAAGGUUUAUGUUGUGGAUACAAAUGGAAUUAUUUUUCGGAUUAAUUGUUCAUCCUUUACGUUGGUUCAGUCGUCACCACCAUUAAAUAGUGGUGGUAAAAAGAAGUAUUUGGUGGAAUCAAAUGGAAGACUCUUUGUUGUCGAUAUGUAUUAUGAAAGAAAAAGAUUGAAUGCUUACGAUUUAAACAUUGAUACCAGUGUUUUAAUUGUUGAUAACGAUUUAAGUAGAUGGUUCCGUGUAUCAGACUUGGGUGAUGAUCUGUUUGUGUUAGGCAAAGACUCAAACUUUUCAUUAUCAGCUAAAGACUAUUAUGGAUUUGAAAGAAAUUGCAUUUACUUUCAUUGUAGAAAUAGGAUUGUUCGUAUCAGCCUGAACAAUUCUGAAAUUAAGUAUGUUGAUCAUAUUUCAUGGCUUUGCCCAACUUUGUUCAAUUUUAAUGUUUGUCACUAGUGUUAAAGGUACCAAUCUAAACUUAUUGGUCAGUUGCUCCACAUCAAUAUCAUCAUGUGCAAUGGUUACAUCAGACCUUGAUAAACAGGUUAUAGAGUUCGAGUAUUUCAAUGACAAAUUGUUAGUGGACCAAUUGGAUUUCCAUAGUCUCAUCAACCAGGACUUGAUCAAGUAGGAGUCACUUGAUUGAAUGAUAAAAUGAGUGAUAUUGUUCGACAUUUUAAUCUUAAACAUGUACUUGGUUUCAAUGCAAUUUCAUAUUUCAAUAAUAAAGUUUUUUUGUGA
Molecule: messenger RNA, 1514 nt
Organism: Medicago truncatula (barrel medic)
Lineage: Eukaryota; Viridiplantae; Streptophyta; Magnoliopsida; Fabales; Fabaceae
Product: F-box protein SKIP23
Exons: 1
Coding region: 162-1229 (355 amino acids)
Source: RefSeq, a predicted model, not a curated record